UGUUUUUUUAGUAUUUUGAGGUUAGCGACUUAUUUGAAUUUAUUCAAGGUUUUAAUUAUCAGAUAAAAUGUACACACGAAUGAUAGUACUUGUUAACGUGAAAAAUUUUACCAUGAAUAGUGAAAUAUUAAAUUGAAAAGCAAGAGCCACAAAGAUGAGGAGAAAUAUCAAGACUUUAUUUAAAUAUUCCCUAAUUUCUGGCAUAACAGUAGUGUGUACAGUAGUAAUUUAUAAGACACUUGAGAAUAUUCCUAAUAUUAAAGAUUCCGAGCCGGCUGAACUUCAAAGAAAAAUAUCAGUAAAGAAGUCUGUAUCAUCAUAUAAUGAGAAAAUAGAUUGGCAUAAUUAUGAUACUAUUAGGAAAGAUGCUAAUCGCACUGGUACAGGGGAACAAGGUGCCCCAGCUUAUUUAACUUCAUCUGAGAAUGAGAAUUACGAAGCCCUAUUUAAAGUGAAUGGUUUUAAUGCUGCGCUAAGUGAUAAAAUAGCAUUGGAUCGAUCUCUACCCGAUAUUAGACAUAAACAAUGCAAAGCUAAAAAAUAUUUGUCAAAAUUACCUUCAGUGAGUGUUAUAGUGCCAUUUCAUAACGAACACUGGACUACAUUACUUAGAACUGCUACAAGUGUUAUAAAGAGGUCUCCACCAGAACUUUUGAAAGAAAUUAUUUUAGUUGAUGAUUUCAGUUCCAAGGAAUUCAGCAAAAAGCCACUCGACGACUAUUUAGCUGUUAAUUUCACUAAAGUCACUGCACUCCAUUUACCAGAAAGAAGUGGAUUAAUCAGAGCGAGAUUAGCUGGUGCCAAAGUGGCAACUGGAGAUGUAUUAAUAUUUCUUGAUUCACACACAGAAUGUAAUGUAAAUUGGCUUCCACCCCUUCUAGAACCGAUUGCUCAAGACUAUAAAGUCUGUGUAUGUCCUUUUAUUGACGUUAUUCAGUAUGAAACAUUUGAAUAUCGUGCUCAAGAUGAAGGUGCAAGAGGAGCAUUUGAUUGGGAAUUCUUUUAUAAAAGACUCCCAUUACUUCCUGAAGAUUUAAAACAUCCUGCCGAACCCUUUAAAAGUCCCGUAAUGGCUGGGGGACUGUUUGCAAUUAGUGCCAAAUUUUUCUGGGAACUUGGAGGAUAUGAUGAAGGCCUUGAUAUAUGGGGUGGAGAACAGUAUGAACUUAGUUUUAAAAUAUGGCAAUGUGGUGGAGAGAUGUAUGAUGCUCCUUGUUCAAGGGUCGGUCAUAUAUAUAGGAAAUAUGCCCCAUUUCCUAAUCCAGGAAAAGGAGAUUUUGUAGGAAGAAACUAUAGAAGAGUUGCUGAAGUCUGGAUGGACGAAUAUGCACAAUAUCUUUAUAUGAGAAGACCACACUAUAAAGCUAUCAACCCAGGAGAUUUAUCAAAGCAGAAAGGACUUAGGAAAAAGCUGAACUGCAAACCGUUUAAAUGGUUUAUGGAAACUGUUGCAUUUGAUUUGCCCUUAAAGUACCCUCCAAUAGAACCUGACGAUUUUGGAUUUGGAGAAAUUAGGAACUUGGCUGUUCCAGAGCUGUGUGUAGAUUCUGGAUACAAAGAAAGAGAUCAAGUGGUUAAUAUUGCCACUUGUAUCAAAGAGAACAAUAAAAAAGGUGAACAAAACUUUACCCUUACUUGGCACAAGGAUAUUAGAGUCAAAGGCAAAACCCUCUGUUUUGAUGUUUCUGAUCCAAAUGAUAAGGCAGAUAUAACUUUGUAUCCUUGUCAUGGUCAGCAAGGAAAUCAGUAUUGGAGAUAUGAUGUGGAAAAACAGUGGUUUCUGCAUGGUGGAAACCCAAGAUGUUUGGAUUGUGAUCCUGGAUCUCUUAAAUUAUUUGUAACUACCUGUGAUGAAAAUUCAAAAACCCAAAAAUGGCGAUUUGAAAAUGUAAAUUUAACUAUGAUAGCCGACUGGAACAAUGUUGGUGUUAUCAAAUAACUAUUUACUGUGUAUUUUUAUUUUUUGUACAAUUUACAAAAAUAUACUUUUUAAAUA
Molecule: messenger RNA, 1996 nt
Organism: Sitophilus oryzae (rice weevil)
Lineage: Eukaryota; Metazoa; Arthropoda; Insecta; Coleoptera; Curculionidae
Gene: Pgant6
Product: N-acetylgalactosaminyltransferase 6
Exons: 1
Coding region: 155-1939 (594 amino acids)
Cellular component (GO): Golgi apparatus
Source: RefSeq, a predicted model, not a curated record